Molecule: messenger RNA, 1209 nt
Organism: Neltuma alba
Lineage: Eukaryota; Viridiplantae; Streptophyta; Magnoliopsida; Fabales; Fabaceae
Product: zinc finger A20 and AN1 domain-containing stress-associated protein 6
Exons: 3
Coding region: 300-812 (170 amino acids)
Molecular function (GO): DNA binding; zinc ion binding
Source: RefSeq, a predicted model, not a curated record
CUGCCUUUUAUUCAUCGCCUAACCAACUCUGCAUAAUUAGCCCUUUUUUAAUUCAUAUUCGUAGCCGCUCUUCUAUCUCCGGAAUUUAUAUUAGUUUCGCCGUUGUUUCCUGUCUUCUGACUCCGUCGAUAUUUCCCCUCUCCUUAAAGAUUCUUUCUCCUCUUGUUCCCAUUUCCCAUCCUUAUCUCCUCUUCUUCCUCCCUCAGGUCAAGGUUUCUUUCAGCGUCAAUUCCAUAAUCCCCUUCCCAAAUUCUGAGACAAAGCUGGUCUGUAAGCGCAGAUCCGGAACGAAGAACAAUAUGGCGGAAGAGCACAGAUGCCAAGCUCCAGAAGGCCACCGACUCUGUGCUAAUAACUGCGGCUUCUUCGGCAGCCCGGCCACCAUGAAUCUCUGCUCCAAGUGCUACAGGGAUUUCCAUUUGAAGGAGCAGCAAGAAGCCUCCACCAGAUCCACCAUCGAAACCGCCCUCUCCUCCCCUGCCGUGCCGUCCUCGGGGUCAACUCUGUUUCCGGGCCCGGAGCCUCCCGUUCCUGCGCCGAUGUUAUCAUUGCCGGCAGUUGCAGUAGAUGCGUCGAGCUCGGCUGCUGCAUCCUCCGGGCCGGAAGUGGCGACCGCGCAACCGAACCGAUGCGCUACAUGCCGGAAACGGGUCGGGCUGGCGGGAUUCAAGUGCAAGUGCGGUGUCACGUUUUGUGGAACCCACAGGUAUCCUGAGAAACACGGGUGUGGCUUCGAUUUCAAGAAGGUGGGCCGAGAGGAAAUAGCUCGGGCAAACCCUCUGAUCAAGGCUAAGAAGCUCGAAAGGAUCUAACGGACACCGCAUGAUGUUGGGACCACGGCGGUUGAGGAUAAGAUAUUUGAAGAGAAUGAUCGGCAACGUCCACGGGGGACCUCUGUCGUGAUCGUUGGAAGCUUAAUAGGAGGAUGAAUAAUCUCCGGGGGACGAGAUUUUAAGUUUCCGUCGUGUAGAGAAACUAGGAAGGAUGAAAGAGUCAAAGAGUGAUGGGAGAAUUUAUGGCUUUGCUUUGUAAGAAAAAAGAAAAAUUGCCUUUUUCUUGUUUUGCUUGGAAUUGAGAUGUCGGGUCGACCCAAUGGGUGGUUGAAUUGUGAAGCACUUGAGAGUUAAUCUGUCCAUUGCCAAUUCGGCGUGGAAAGCAGUGUUUGUUUUUCCAAUUACGAAAGUGGAUGUCACCUUAUCGUGUUCGUUC